CGCUCCCAUUUUCAGUGCUGAUCUCCCUCUUAGAGAAAAAGAGAGAGGCUAUGAAAUUCGCCUACCGACUUCCCAAUUACAGACCAGAAUCGAUCAAUCAAGCAACAUCUAUGGGUUUGGAGAGCGUUGGCGGCUUGGCGACGCACAUCAUCCUCUCCAAAUUGGGUCCCAGGGAAGCUGCUUUCGUCGCUUGUCUCAACCGUCGAUUUCAUGUCUGGGCUUCCGAUGACUACGUCUGGGCUCGCUUCUGCGCACAAGACCUUAAUCUGUCUUCCCCUCUCGAUCCUUGCGGCAAUCCAUGCCCUUCUUUUAAAGUAGCUUACACAAAAUGGAGAACAGAAUUUUCAAUGUACCCAUGGCCGCUUGUUAUGCGAGUUAACAGGUGCUGGCACAAGCUUAAAGAGUGGUUUGCCAUACACUUUCCUGAGGUUUUGCCUACUUUGCGUAGAGGUGCAUCAGAAGAUGAAAUUGAGAAGUUUGAGAAAACUUUGAGAAUAAAACUGCCUCUCCCAAGUAGGGUAAUAUACAGAUUUUGCAAUGGUCAAAAACUACCAAAUGAACACUACAUUGGAAGCUUGCAGUCGAGUUUAUUGGGUAUCAUUGGUGGCUAUUCUUUAUAUGAUCACUCGGUGAAUGUUUUCUUGUUGCCUUUGAGCCAAGUGAUACUCGAUUCAAGGAGCGUUAUGACACAGAUGGGAUUCAGCAGCAGAUCAAAGCAUAUUGUGGUGGCUUCCUCUGCUACACACAGUGAAAAACUUUUCUUUCUGAACUGCAGCAGCGGUCAACUGUAUGUUGGCACGAAGAAUCUUGUGACAGAUGGAGAAAUGCUGCCUUGUGUGCCGGAGGCUUUGAUAACUUCAGCUCGUGAUUCAAAAGGUUGUCAACAGCAGGAUGGUAUGCUACUAUGGCUUGAAGAACAUGCUCGUCGCUUGCAUGAUGGAAUUAUCAAAGUUCGCCAAGAACAUAAAAUGCGAAGCAUCAAUCUGUUUCCAGAACAGCCGCCCCUCUGCUCCUGUGCAAUAACAAAUGGUGUAAAGGUCCGUGCUUCGGCAGCAUUUGUGCCCGAGUUCAGUAACCUUCAAGCUGAAUCCGAAAAAUUUUUAUUUGCUUACUCCAUCCGAAUGUCUCUUUCACCUGAAGGAUGUGUCAUUAACGGGUUGACUGUCAACACUUGCCAAUUAUCCUGGAGACACUGGAUUAUUCGAACUAAUGACGUUCUUGUUGCAGAUGUCAAUGGAGAAGCAGUGAUUGGAAAGUUUCCACUACUCCGUUCUGGUAAGGAAGAGUUUGUGUAUCAGAGUUGUACAUCUCUACCUGCUUCCUCUGGAUCUAUUGAAGGCUCUUUUACUUUUGUUCCUGGAAGAUUAGCCGAUCCAAAAGACGGCCCAUUCGCAGUUGAGGUAGCUAAGUUCCCACUUCAGCUUCCGGACUACAUUUUCUAAUGGCCUUGGCUAUAUAAUUGAUCUAGCGUGUUGGUUGAAUUGAAGGAGUAGUCGUAUUUUAAUUGUUCUGUGAUGUAUGGUUGGUGUUCUUUAUUUUAUGGCUGAAACCUUUUGUUGUUAAGAUAUCGAUUUUCGGAUAUAAGACAAGAAACCUCACCGGACCGACCGAUCGAUUGAUCGGGUCAGGCCUUAUGGUGUGGGCAUCCUGCUGUCCUCUUUAGUCUGUACUGUGAAUAUGAUACAAAGAAACGAAGGGUUUGAGAUGGCCUGCCUA
This is a messenger RNA of Andrographis paniculata, 1716 nucleotides long. Its product is annotated as F-box protein SKIP16. The record is from RefSeq and is a predicted model, not a curated record. The transcript is spliced from 5 exons. Lineage: Eukaryota; Viridiplantae; Streptophyta; Magnoliopsida; Lamiales; Acanthaceae. Gene Ontology annotation, molecular function: protein binding. The coding region runs from base 51 to 1442 and encodes 463 amino acids.